Messenger RNA from Venustampulla echinocandica, 726 nucleotides. RefSeq lists its product as uncharacterized. The transcript is spliced from 3 exons. The coding region runs from base 1 to 726 and encodes 241 amino acids. Gene Ontology annotation, biological process: kinetochore assembly. NCBI's taxonomy places the organism in Eukaryota, Fungi, Ascomycota, Leotiomycetes, Helotiales, Pleuroascaceae. Gene Ontology annotation, cellular component: kinetochore. The record is from RefSeq and is a predicted model, not a curated record.
AUGGCUCAUAGUUAUCAAGAUGACAUGAUGGGGGGUGCCGAUAGUGCUAUUCAGCUAGAAGCCCCCAACCAGCCACUAUUCAGCGAGCAGGAACAGCGUGUACUGGAUCUCUAUGAGCGGAUGGAGGAGCUGCAGUUGGAGAUUGCUCUUUUGAAGGUCCAAGGAGUCUUGUCACAAGAUAUGGAUGAAGAAACAGAGGCAUCCCAAGCCGAUAUCAACACCGCGCAGCAAGAUCUCUUGAAAGCCAAGGCGGCGUAUCAGGUCCGGAACAGCAUUAUCGAAAAUGUGCUCGUGGCAAAUCCCAUCUUGAAGGCUGUUCAUUCGGGGAAUAAUGCUACUAUUGCGGAACAGGACUUGCUACCGCUAGUUAAGCAGCGGGAUACGCUCUCUGGGUCUUUAACGGAGUUAAAUUUAAAGGUUCGUGCUACAAGGGAUGAUCUGGCCAAAGUCGAGGCGGAACAUAUCGUUGCUGCUCGCCAGAACGCCGAGCUGGCGGGAAGGUUGACGGUGCUUGCGGAGCAGGCCAAUGCUCAGAAAAGGCAAGAUGUUGACCCGAAGAAACGGGAGCAGUUGGCGGAGUUGGAAGCAAAUCUGAAGGCGAGUCGGCAGAAGUGGAGGAUUAUGAAGGGCACGGCAACCGGCACUAUUGUUGGGAGUGGAGUUGACUGGGUUCGGGAUCCCAAGUUGUUGGAGGUUGUCCUGGAUGAUGAUGAUGCUGGAGGGUAG